UUUUGUAUUUAAAUCCCUCUACUGGUGCUUUCAGCGUAUAUGCAUGUACACAGAGCAGCCAGAUAGCAGUAAGGACAGCUUUCCGAGAAUACAGUAAGGGGCUUGUUGGACUGAUACCUCCACCCCACCCCUAGCCCAGCUCCACUUAGGACUGCAAGGGUGUUCAAAGCUACAUGCUGGAAUUUAACUGGAAGGAAAACUUGAAUUUGAGAAACUCGGCAGCACUUCUAGUGUCCUCCCAGUGAUUACAGGAAAGAUGAUGUCACCAACCCUUCAGCUCCUGAUCGGAUUGCUCUGCCACGUGACAAGCCUCCUGAUUCCCAGCCACGCAGCCGCAGAAAGUGCCACCGAGCUGAGAUCUGCCUUCUCCGUGGCCAGGACCAGCAGCAUGGAGGGAGGACCCAAGAUGGUCAUCACCUUCGACAAGGUCUACGUCAACAUUGGCCACGACUUCGACCCCAAAACCGGGCUGUUCCGCUGCAGGGUCCCCGGGGCGUAUUACUUCUCCUUCACGGUGGGCAAGUUCCCCAGGAAGAACCUCUCGGUGAUGCUGAUGAAAAACAAGAACGAGGUGCAAGUGAUCGUGUACGACGAGCACCACGGCAAGGACAGGAAGGUGCAGAGCCAGAGUGCCAUGCUGCAGCUGGAGUAUGGUGACACGGUGUGGCUGCGCUUGCAUGGGGACCCAAAAUACGCCCUCUACAGCAACACGGGCCCGUACACCACCUUCAACGGAUAUCUCAUCUACCCAGACACCUCAUCCUACUUGGGAAACAGUCUGAGUGACCAAAAGGCAGCUGAUCAGCAGUCAAACCAUGCCUCUGAUGCCAAGGUUACUGUUGGAAAUAAAGACUGCGCUCAGAAGGAGGAUCGCAUCCUCUCUGAUCAGCCGAUGGCAGUGGCGGAGAAGGAAGAGGAAGAAGAAGAUGACCUCAGGUCUGCGUUCUCAGUGGCCAGGAGUCAGAGUGUCUUGGGAGAGGACCAGGGCAUAUUUCAGCACAAGCCCAUGACGUUCGACACGGAUUUCGUGAAUAUUGGGGCUGACUUCAACACCAGCGCGGGUGAGUUCACCUGCCGCGUCCCUGGCGCUUACUACUUCUCCUUUACGAUCGGGAAGCUCCCGCACAAGACCAUGUCGGUGAAGCUCAUGAAAAACCACCUGGAAGUCCAGGCUAUGAUAUACGAUGACAGCAGUUCCAAGAGGAGGGAGAUGCAGAGCCAGAGCCUGAUGCUUGCCCUGAAGAAAGGGGACACAGUCUGGCUCUACAGCCACCAGCACGACGGCUUCGGGGCCUACAGCAACCACGGAAAAUACAUCACAUUCACGGGAUUCCUCGUCUACCCGGAGCAGAGACAGAAAAACUAAAUCAGACGCCUUGAGAUUAAAACAAACCAGUUAUUUAUGAAAAAAAAAUGAAAGUGUGUCCGAUGUGAGCUAUCUUUUGUGUUUUGCUUUGUUUUGUUUGUUUUUUUAAUUCAGAAGCAUGUUAAAGGCUUCCCAGAUGGCUGUUAUUAAGAUGAUGUUGUUGUUUUUUUUUUUUGUAUUAUGAUGAGCGCGCUUAACAGACAUGAUGCUAAGACUGACUGGAAGUGGGGUUUUUUUCACCAUUAAUGCUGAGCAUCCAGAGCUCUUUAAGGCAUUACAAAGCACUGUCUGCUGUGUCAACUGAUCAAAGCCCAAGAUUAGCUGUUUUUCCACUUGGACGUCUCUCUGUUGUUCUUAAAUGCCGUGCUCAUAUAAAACUGGAAUUGUUUUUAUUUUGGAAUGCAUUUGAAUAUUCGAAACCUUCUAGUUGUCCACUUGUUGUAGAUUUGCCUUGCAAAAUGCCUAAAGAGCGAUUCCUUUGUGAUUAAGCAUUCAUCAGGAACACAAACUAGACUAGCAGUGAGAUGAAGUGCAGCCUCAUAUUCAUUCUAGUACCCAAUUGAGGAGAAAGGAUGUCCCAGCCUCUGCCUGACAGGUGUAUAAUACUCCUGUUAUCUAUUCAGGGCCUGUUAAUUAUUUCAAUGCAGGCUCCUUUUCUAAAAUGAGUAGAUUUACAUCUUCGUGCAUCAUUAGGAGGGUUCAGGCACUGGGCGUGUGUCUACAUGCAGGGUGCUCGCUCGAUGAAGCUUAAACUGCUGUUAUUAAAUGAGUUACUGGAAGCUGUACAAUAAGCAAAAAAGUCAUUUUCAUUAAAAAAAAACUACUUAAGAAAAAAAGUAAUUUAUUUUAGCACUCAAUACAGAGUUAAACAGUGUGCUUUAUUAAACAGCUUUACAAGCACAAUUUUAAAAAUAUCAUAAGGCGAUAUAAUGCCCAGCUACUGUUUCUCAUCAUUUCUGUAGGAAGGUGAAAUAUUAUAUCAUGGUAUAUGUGGUAUUUGGGUAAUUUGUACAUGUAAUAUUACAUGGUCAUGCACUAAAAUUGAUCAUUUAUUUUGUAAGACAUGGAUAUAGUGUAUGAUGCUCUCAUUUCCUGUACAAAUGUCUUUCUGAUUAAUUGUUUGGUCUGAAAUGUACACGCUUUUGAUUUCCUUUUUGAAAUGCUAAAUGAAAAUAAAGGUGACUGUAACAAGACAAAUGUAGCAGA
Messenger RNA from Polyodon spathula (Mississippi paddlefish), 2572 nucleotides. RefSeq names its product complement C1q tumor necrosis factor-related protein 4-like. Gene Ontology annotation, molecular function: protein binding. The coding region runs from base 257 to 1366 and encodes 369 amino acids. The transcript is spliced from 2 exons. Lineage: Eukaryota; Metazoa; Chordata; Actinopteri; Acipenseriformes; Polyodontidae. The record is from RefSeq and is a predicted model, not a curated record.